Messenger RNA from Silurus meridionalis, 5706 nucleotides. It is a transcript of the gene gja3, whose product is annotated as gap junction protein, alpha 3. Lineage: Eukaryota; Metazoa; Chordata; Actinopteri; Siluriformes; Siluridae. Gene Ontology annotation, biological process: cell communication. Bases 748 to 2049 code for a protein of 433 amino acids. The transcript has 5 exons. The record is from RefSeq and is a predicted model, not a curated record. Gene Ontology annotation, cellular component: connexin complex.
UCUCUUGGUCACUGGUGGUGGUGCGCAGUGAGGCAGGAGAGGGGCGCGAUGGCCUGCAGUGGGACUCAGCCGCGCUUCACUAAUCACCGACUCCUCACUCGUCUCUUCACUAAACAUUAGAUGGUUCCGCUCACAUCUGACCUCGAGUCCACGCCUGAAAAAGUGUGUGCAAGAAUGAACUGAGCGACUCAUUUCUUAACAGUUUGCUAAAGUAAACUAGAUCUAAGCAGUUUUAUUCCUUGCUAGACGGAGGGUACUCAAGUCCAGAGCAAUAUUCAGAGACUUCUGUAAGUAACAAAGUGCUUCCCUGUAUAUUCUCAAAUAUACAAUAUAUAUAUAAAUAUAUAAAUUAUUUUAUUCUAAAAUUGUUUGACAACUAUAAAAUGUUGAUGCUGAUUCAGAUUGAGAUAAUAAUACUAGAGGAUGGUGUUUGAGAAAUAUUUACAAUAUAGUGGUGUAAGUGAGGGGUAGGUAUGUCAUCAUAAUUAUCAUAAUUGUGUAAUAUCUUUUAAAAUGUACUAAAUUCUAUUAGUGCAUAUAAUUCUGGGAGGAAUGUCCUGUAUGGCUCUCCACAGCAAUGUCUAUUCAGUGCGCUCACAUGUUUUCGAACAUUAUAGUGUCGAUCUCAGCACAUACCUGCUGAGCAGUGAGGCGAGCAGUGACUGCUUGAACAGAACCACAAUUUAUGCAGAGAUGGGAAAUGCUAUGUGAAUUAGUGUGGAAUGAUUAUGUUAGAAAUCGUGAAGCAUGGGUGACUGGAGCUUUCUUGGAAGGCUGUUGGAGAAUGCACAAGAACACUCUACGGUAAUUGGCAAAGUCUGGCUGACUGUCCUCUUCAUCUUUAGGAUCCUGGUUUUGGGGGCAGCAGCAGAAGAAGUCUGGGGUGACGAACAGUCGGACUUUACCUGUAACACUCAGCAGCCCGGUUGUGAAAAUGUUUGUUAUGAUGAGGCCUUUCCCAUUUCACAUAUCCGUUACUGGGUGCUGCAGAUCAUCUUUGUGUCCACGCCAACGCUCAUUUACCUGGGACACAUACUGCACAUCAUCCGUAUGGAGGAUAAGCACAAAGAGAAGGAGGAGUUGCUGCUGAAGGCACUAGGACAUCCUGACGAGAAAAACCUUUAUAGAAAUGGGGAGGGUGAAAGAGGAGGUGCGAAAAAGGAAAAAACACCAAUCAGAGACGAGCAUGGCAAAAUCCGCAUCAGGGGUGCCUUGUUGCGCACAUACGUCUUCAACAUCAUUUUCAAGACUCUGUUUGAGGUGGGUUUCAUUUUAGGUCAGUAUUUUCUCUAUGGUUUCAAGCUCAAGCCACUGUAUAAGUGUGCACGGUGGCCCUGCCCCAACACUGUGGACUGCUUCCUGUCCAGACCCACAGAGAAAACCAUCUUCAUUUUGUUCAUGCUUGUGGUGGCUUGCGUGUCCCUUGUGCUGAAUUUAUUAGAAAUUUAUCAUCUAGGAUGGAAGAAAAUUAAACAGGGUGUCAGCAGUGAAUACAACCCUGGGCAAGAGUCACUAGCCCAUACUGACAUGGUGGAGACAGGAGCCAUGCCUGCUGCCUCCAGAACUGACCCUGCUAGCCUUUCCUAUCCUCCCAAAUAUACCAGUUUGGCAGCAGGUAGUGCAACCUUCCUCCAGCCUGGGUCAGUUCCUGUAACAACAGAGUAUAAGAUUGAUCCUUUGCAUGAGGAGCCAAAUUCUUUCUACAUCAGCAGCAACAACCACAGGCUGGCUGCUGAGCAGAACUGGGCCAAUUUGGCCACUGAACAACAAACCAUGGAAAAGAAGGCCAUUGGUCCCUCUACUUCUUCCUCCUUCUCUGCCUCUUCCUCUGAUAACGAGCAGCGACCCAGAGACGUUGCAGCCGCUACCAGCAUUCCCAGCUCAAGUGGUGGCCUUUUGAGUAGUGGGAUGUGUGAGCCAGAGGAGACUCACGUCACCACUACGGUGGAGAUGCACGAGCCACCAAGCAUGUUUACUGAGCACCGGUGCAUGAGCAGAGCAAGCAAAACAAGCAGCAUUAGAGCAAGGCACAAUGAUCUGGCUGUCUAAUAACCCUAAUUGCAAAGCUGAUGCAGGAAAUGCAAAAAACAUAAUGUGAAAAUAUAAAUGAGAGUCAGGAUUCUGGACGUUAUCUAGGGGGAUUAAACAAACAUAAAACCCUGACAGCUGUGCAAUCAGUGAGUUGUGGUGUUGAUAUAUAGCACUUGAAUGGUGUCUGAUGUUAUGUGGCAGUUCAGUGAUAUGAUAAAAGAGAGCUUGUUCAGUUCACGUUUUUUGUUAAAACAUUGAAACACUUCAAUAGUAAUAUAUGUACACCUGCUCAUUAAUCAUGUAAACCUGCUCAUUAAUGCAAUUAUCCAAUCAUGUGGCAGCAGAUUAAGAGUCUAAUUAAGUGUUUAUAUUAGAAUAGGAAGAACAUUUAUCUCAGCCACUUUGACCACAGCAUGACUGUCAAUGCUAGAUGACCUGGUUUAAAUAUGUCAGAAACGGCAGAUCACCUGAGAGUUUCGCAUACAAGUGUCUCAAGAGUUUACAUAGAAUGCUGUAAAAAAAAAAAACUUCCAGUGAGCAGCAGAUCUGCAUGUAAAAAUACCUGGUUUGAUGAGAAUGUUUUGAUUAGAAUGAGAAUGAUGUGAAGCAAAAAAACAACAAAAAAAACCCCAUAUUGGCUUCUCUCCUAUUAGACAAGGACAGCUAUCUAAGGCUACAUUAAAAAACUGCAAAAAAAAUUAGAGGAUUGAAAAAUGUUGGUAAGCCUGCACCCACCAUAGCCUCAGAUACCUGAUUUUCACGUGUUAAUUCUGGUGACUGUUGAACAUAAACAGGCUUUGUUGUAACACUGGGAUGAACUGAGAUGCUUUUCUGCUCACCAUGGUUGUAAAGAGUAGCUAAGUUUCUGUAGCCUUUCUGUCAGUGCAAAACAGUUUCAAACAACUUCUCUUCUGAUUACUCUCAACAACAAGUCAUUUCUGCAUGCCUAAUUGCCACACACUUGAUGUCAUUUGUUUUUCACAUCACAAUUUCUUAAAUAUUCAUUGCAGCCGCUCUGGCAUCACAACCUUUACCUUGUUCUGCCCCAGUUUAUUGACUGUGAUUGUAUAUGUGUAUUAUAACAUCUGAGCAUGAAGCUUUGGAGCGAAAUCUUGGAAAUAUAAAUCAUUUACCAGACUUUAAAUCAAAAGCUUGGUAUUCAGAAUUGAUAAGAGGCAAUGAUCUACUGCAUUGCUUAAAUAGGAUAUUUCAUUUAAAAGAGUUGGUUUUAAACUGAUUGUCAGUAAUACCAGUGGUCUUUUUCUUUUGUUUAAUGGUUUCAGAGCUUUAAUUUAAUUAGCACUGCUACACAGUUUCAGUAGAUGAAAAAUAACUAAAUACCAAUCUUUUAAACUACAUUUCAACUUAUUUCUUCAAAAUUCUUACCUAUUGCUAAACCUAGUACAUUAUUCAGCCCUAGAUCAUUGAAAUAUAACUAUAUUUCAAUUCAAUGUACGAUAAAAUUACAUUCAGGUUAAAAUAUAUGGAACACGACAAGCUUUUAGUUUUUAAAUCUUUUACUGUAGAAGACCUGUUUAUAAUCUCUUGAAGCCAGCAUCUGCCUCUGCAUUUGAAUGCUUUGUGAACUGACAAUUCAGUUAAUUGUAGUUUUCUGUCUGAAUAAGAACACGUUGGUUUUUUUUGUUUUGUUUUUUUGCACAGUGUAACUGAUCUAUAAAUUUGAUGCUACACUUCUAGAUUAGUUUGGAGAGUUUUAACAUAUCUUUCAGUUUGUCUUCAGAUACACAUGAUAGUUUUACUGCAUUUAAUGUACAAUGUAAUGUGAAUACAGUGGUACACAUGCAAUUUAACAUUUCCUUUUGAGUUUAUUUAUGACAAAAUGCUGUUUUUUAAAAGGAAUUGGUUGAAAAUGAUAUUUAUUUCAGACUUUCUUAUAGGCAUUUUGUAAUUGGGAAAAAAUGCUUAAAGGACUUUUACUGUCCUACUCAUUAGUGACUGCUGCAGCUGUUUAAAUGCUUUAAAUUAUUAACCUGACAAAUAUGGCCAUCACUCAGAACUAGUGAAAAACACUUAGACAUUUAAAGGACUGAAUCUCUAACUCUAUAUUCAUUACCUUUUAAACAUAAACUUAAAAUAAAUAAUUACAAAAAUGAUAUAUUAAAAUAAAAGGCCUGAUCAACACUUUUACUUAUGGCAGCACUAAAAGCAUUUUACUUUUAUUAAAUCAAAGCAUUUCCAGAUGUAUGUAAUUUAUUUUUGCCCCACUGUAAUGUACAAUGUACUGUGUUGCUAUUUCUUGGUCCUUAAAGUUUACAUUUUAGUAAAUAUUUGAAGAUUUGCACAUAUGAGUAAAACACACUGUUCAGUGAAAAAAAAAAGGAUCCUUAAAGGAAAAUGUCUUAAUAAUAUUGUGUUACAGACAGUAUUUCUCAAAUUAAAUGACUUCAAAUGGGGUUAAAACAAUCUCGUAGGUUGCAGCCAUACAUUUAGCAUGUUUUAGUUUUAAAACUGUUAGCCUUAAAGGCACACAAAAAUGGAUUUUUACAAAGGUUACCACCAAUUUCCAUUUAAACCAGUAAGCACUAUACUUAGCUGCAGCAUUUUACUUUACCGUUCAUUUGUAAAUGAUUGGAUUAUCUCAUUCAGAGCAAGAUUACUUUGACCAGUCAGGGAAAUGAACCCCAAACAUACAGUCAGAACAGUAGCCUAUUUAAAAGAAGUGCCUUGAGAUAUACUUUCUGAUAUACAAACACGUUGAUGUAAAUGUACAUUUACCUCAAUUGUUUACAAAACUCUUACUGAAUAAACUUUUUGUACAAUACAAAUUGAUGUUCGACGCAAUUUUUAAGUAGCUAAGUGAUCAUGUUCGGACUUUGAGGAACGGAUUCCAUGCAAUGACACUGUCAAGGGAGAUAGAACCUAUCAGCUUAUAUUUAAGUGCAUACAGAGUGAGGGAUGAACUCAGAGUUCAAAAGCAUUAAGUGCAGGUCAUCACGCAGAUGGCUAAAGUAUAGUACAUUAUAGUCAAAAUAUAAAAAAAUAUUCCUUGUUUGAUUUUGUUCUACAUAAUAGCAGAAGUUAUAGACAUGCCAUUUGAAUACAUCUUUUUAAAGAGCAGGCACUCAUCAGCCUAUAACUGUUAGACUUAUCAUUACAUGACAUCAAAUUCCACAAGGCGAUGUGAGGGUUAAGGUCAUCAUAGUAAAUUGGGAAGGAGGCAAAUAUGUCACAGUACUAUCACACACUUUGCUCUUCACACAUGUGCCAGCAAAUCAGUGAAAUCAAGUAGCAAAAGUUUUAACAUUGUAUAACCCGACACAGGAAAAUCUUACUUUGUACAUUAAUGAGCCUCUCUAUUUAUACUCUUACAACCUGGAACUAAAAUACAUUUUAUUAACAUUUAUCCAACUGAUGAUUGUAAAAUUCUUUUAGCUUUCUUGACCCUUAUUGAUGCCUGUUCAUUUUGGCACAAUUGGUAAAGCCAUUUUAGAUUAAACCUUGCUUUGUGUCUGAGCUAUAGUAAGCUGAACAUCACUCUAACUCAUAACUCUUGGUUAUUUCUCUGACUAAAGUCCUUCUUACCAGGUCAAUGUCACAGUAGUGCCAUAUUCUAUUUAUCAAUUAAAGAAAAUCUAAAGUUUUGGAUUUGGAUAAGAGUUUAAUCAUUUUCUAUUUUGUCCUGGACUUUUAAAAAUAAGUUUAUUUAUGUAAUUU